This is a messenger RNA of Macaca mulatta (Rhesus monkey), 745 nucleotides long. Its product is annotated as small integral membrane protein 15-like. NCBI's taxonomy places the organism in Eukaryota, Metazoa, Chordata, Mammalia, Primates, Cercopithecidae. The record is from RefSeq and is a predicted model, not a curated record.
GAUCCGAGCCCCUGGGGCGAGGUAGGGGAAGCUGCUGGCUGCCGUUUUCGUGGUUUUCUCCCAGUGUCCAGUAGAAAUGGCGGCGGCGCAAAGUAUGGCUGGGCCAACCUAGGGUCCCCCAGGACCCUCCGCUCUGCGCGACAAGGGGCCCGCGCUCGCCAAGGCCGAGGGGCAGGAGUGAACGUGGCCCCCGUGGGUCUGCGGCCCCGACAGGCUAGCCAAUUGUAUAGAAUUUAAAUCAUCUCUCAGAUGUAUACAGUAGAACUCAAGAAGACAGACUACCAAGGGUCAUCUGAAGUCGUGAUUGUCCUGGGUCACUAAUAAUAGCAGGACAAAGUUAGAGAUCGCUACUCAAGCAUAAGCCCCAGGCUUCAUAAGACUGCAGAGAGGAUGUUUGAUAUAAAGCCUUGGGCUGAGUAUGUUGUGGAAUGGGCUGCAAAGGACCCAUAUGGCUUCCUUACAGCGGUUAUUUUGGCCCUUACUCCACUGUUCCUAGCAAGUGCUGUACUGUCUUGGAAAUUGGCCAAGAUGAUUGAGGCCAGGGAGAAGGAGCAAAAGAAGAAACAAAAUGCCAAGAAAACACUGCAAAAGCUAAACGACUAAAAAAGGAUUGAAGGACUGAACAGGCUCUGCAACCAGAGGAAAAUCAUUUGGAAAAUUAUGCAGCUUUGGAAGAACCCACUAAAGUUUCUUCUUUGGAUUUCUUGACAGUAUUAUUUAGUAAAUGAAAUCUGACCAAAUGGAA